Molecule: messenger RNA, 1731 nt
Organism: Cygnus atratus (black swan)
Lineage: Eukaryota; Metazoa; Chordata; Aves; Anseriformes; Anatidae
Gene: PRKAA2
Product: protein kinase AMP-activated catalytic subunit alpha 2
Exons: 9
Coding region: 178-1566 (462 amino acids)
Biological process (GO): intracellular signal transduction; protein phosphorylation
Cellular component (GO): cytoplasm
Molecular function (GO): AMP-activated protein kinase activity; ATP binding
Source: RefSeq, a predicted model, not a curated record
GUUGGCGAACACCAGCUGACGGGGCACAAAGUGGCAGUAAAAAUACUAAACAGACAGAAAAUACGCAGCCUGGAUGUGGUUGGGAAGAUCAAACGAGAAAUUCAAAACCUGAAACUCUUCCGGCACCCUCAUAUUAUCAAACUGUACCAGGUCAUCAGCACACCAACAGACUUCUUCAUGGUCAUGGAAUACGUAUCUGGCGGAGAAUUAUUUGAUUACAUCUGUAAGCAUGGACGCGUUGAAGAGGCAGAGGCUCGACGCCUUUUCCAGCAGAUUCUCUCCGCAGUGGAUUACUGUCACCGACACAUGGUUGUCCACCGAGACCUGAAACCGGAGAACGUGUUGCUGGACGCGCACAUGAAUGCAAAGAUAGCCGAUUUUGGAUUGUCCAACAUGAUGUCAGAUGGUGAAUUUCUUCGCACUAGCUGUGGUUCCCCAAAUUACGCAGCCCCUGAAGUCAUCUCUGGAAGGCUGUACGCCGGUCCAGAGGUGGACAUCUGGAGCUGUGGCGUUAUCCUCUACGCCCUUCUCUGUGGCACGCUGCCCUUCGACGACGAGCAUGUCCCCACGCUCUUCAAGAAGAUCCGGGGAGGUGUGUUUUACAUCCCCGAGUACCUCAACCGCUCUGUUGCCACGCUGCUCAUGCACAUGCUGCAGGUUGACCCCCUCAAGCGAGCAACCAUCAAGGACAUCAGGGAACACGAAUGGUUUAAGGAAGAACUGCCCAGUUACCUCUUCCCAGAGGACCCUUCCUACGACGCCACCGUCAUCGACGAUGACGCGGUUCGGGAGGUCUGCGAGAAGUUCGAAUGCACCGAGUCAGAGGUGAUGAACAGCCUGUACAGCGGCGACCCGCAGGACCAGCUGGCAGUUGCCUACCACCUCGUCAUCGACAACCGGAGGAUCAUGAACCAGGCCAGCGAGUUCUACCUUGCCUCCAGUCCCCCCACCGGCUCCUUCAUGGACGACAGCACUAUGCACAUCCCUCCUGGCGUGAAGCCGCACCCCGAGCGGAUGCCGCCUUUGGUAGCGGACAGCCCCAAGGCACGGUGCCCUUUGGAUGCACUCAACACCACAAAGCCCAAACCCCUGACUGUCAAAAAAGCCAAGUGGCAUCUGGGGAUCCGCAGCCAGAGCAAGCCCUACGACAUUAUGGCCGAGGUGUACCGUGCUAUGAAACAGCUGGAUUUUGAGUGGAAGGUGGUGAACUCCUACCAUCUCAGAGUGCGCAGAAAGAACCCAGUGACGGGCAACUACGUGAAAAUGAGUCUGCAGCUGUACCAGGUGGACAACCGCAGCUAUCUCCUGGACUUCAAAAGCAUUGAUGACGAGGUGAUGGAGCAGAGGUCCGGCUCAUCCACUCCACAGCGCUCAUGCUCUGCUGCAGGGUUGCACUGGCCGAGACUGAGCAUUGAUGCCGCAGCAGCCACCGAGUGCCAGUCGCUGAUGGGGUCCCUGAGCGGCUCCUUCGUGGGCAGCAUCCCCUCGGUGCCCCCGCGCCUGGGCAGCCACACCAUGGACUUCUUUGAGAUGUGCGCCAGCCUGAUCAUGGCCCUGGCUCGCUGAGCCAGGCACCAGUCCCCCAGCACAUGGUAUCGCACUGAAGCUUUUGGCCAUCGUCACCGCCCCAAAACCUCUGCCAAAGCCGCCUGCCUUCGCCCGUCGGAGGAUCUGAGAACAAAGAGCUCUGCUGUCCUGAUGCUGAAGGGGCUGGGACCUCGCCGCUCCAUG